Molecule: messenger RNA, 2751 nt
Organism: Talaromyces proteolyticus
Lineage: Eukaryota; Fungi; Ascomycota; Eurotiomycetes; Eurotiales; Trichocomaceae
Product: glycosyl hydrolase family 47-domain-containing protein
Exons: 2
Coding region: 1-2751 (916 amino acids)
Biological process (GO): N-glycan processing; carbohydrate metabolic process
Cellular component (GO): Golgi membrane; endoplasmic reticulum
Molecular function (GO): mannosyl-oligosaccharide 1,2-alpha-mannosidase activity; calcium ion binding
Source: RefSeq, a predicted model, not a curated record
AUGCUUCGAACUCCUCGCCGAUACCGCUUUUUCCUGGUCUUCAGCAUCAUAUUUGCUCUAGCUUUUCUCAACUUCAUAAGAUCUCGAAACUGGUCUGAUUCAACACAGCCCAUCACAAAAGUCCCCGAGGUGAAGAUACCGCCGCCGAAUAGGAAUGGCGACUCGUCUUCAUCUCAUGGCUUCUCCCAUGACCCACCAAGCUUUUCAGAUGAUGAUAUUCGUACCUUCCCUGACGAUUCAGACUAUAGUCGAAUCGAAGCCCCAAAGCCGGCCGAUGCGCAGUCUGGCCUGAAAAGGCCUCCGGUCAACAACAACGAUAACAAUAACAACAACAAAGACUCUACGAUCGCUGAUACCGACGACAGCCCCGUCAGACGUCCCGGAAGCGAUAAACCAAAAGCGAACACUGCGACUCCUGUGCAAAACACAGUCGAUUCAGAUAAGUCCGAUGAACCGAAUAGCGGGACAGCGGCUGAGGGAGUCGCCGUUAGCGACGAAGAUGAUGAAGAAUUUGGUGCUACAGGCCAAGGAAGGCUUGAUAUAGAAGCUCCUGUGAACAAUCUACAACGUCCACACUGGAAAAAGCUCCCAGAACAUUUUCCCGUUGCUGCAUCCGACCUCAUCAAACUUCCGUCCGCCCAGCCAAAGACACUCCCUAAACUUCAGGCAAUCCCCAAAGCUGAAUCAUCGACAGACUCCAUUAAGCGUACUCAGAGACUUGCAGAAAUCAAAGCCGAGUUCCUGCAUGCAUGGAAGGGGUAUAAAGAAAAUGCGCUUGGCCAUGAUGAAGUCAGACCUGUCAGUGGCGGUUUCCGUGACCCAUUUGCAGGCUGGGGUGCCACUCUUGUUGAUGCUUUGGAUACACUUUGGAUCAUGGGUUUGAAGGAUGAGUUUGCGGCAGCAGUGGACGAAGUCAAACAGAUCGACUUUACUACCAGUUUUCGAAAGGACAUUCCUAUUUUUGAAACUGUAAUCCGAUACCUCGGUGGCCUUAUUGGCGCAUACGACAUAUCUGGCGGAAAUUAUCCGGGCCUGUUGGACAAGGCAGUUGAAUUGGCCGAGGUUUUGAUCGGCGCAUUCGACACACCAAACCGAAUGCCAGUCACGUAUUAUUACUGGGCACCGGAUUAUGUAUCUCAGCCUCAUCGCGCUGGUACCCGUGUCGUCAUGGCAGAGCUCGGUUCCUUGUCGGUUGAAUUUACUCGCUUGGCUCAGUUGACUAAAGAGGAUAAGUACUAUGAUGCGAUCGCACAUAUUACAAACGCUCUUGAGGUUUCACAGAAAGAAACCAGACUCCCCGGUAUGUGGCCAUUGAUCAUGGAUGCUUCUGGAUGUAAGAAGCCUGGUGCCUCUUCUCAACUCCAGGCCUCAUCUUCGAAGGGGAAAACUGGCGGGGACCUCAUCAAAAAUAAUGUAAAACAAGCAAAGGCUACACCGGGAGUAAACGUCCCAAAAACAAUGGAGAAACGCGAUGGUGGUCUCGAAGUAGAUGCUCAGCCUGCAGAUUAUGGAACAGACACUACCUUGGCUCUCACGUCGACUCCGUUCCCGAAAAAAGAGUGUGAAGAGCAAGGACUAGCGUCUCCUCCCCAUUCGACAUCCGAUAGAUUUGGUCUUGGUGGCCAAUCAGAUUCGACCUAUGAGUACUUACCGAAGGAAUACAUGCUUCUAGGAGGAGUCAAUGAUCAAUACCGCCGACUUUACGAAAUAUCCAUGAAGACAGUGCGUGACAAGCUUCUAUUCCGGCCCAUGAUUAAGGAAGAUAGAGAUAUCCGCUUCGUAGCAACCGCCGAGGUUUCUGACCAUGAUGAAUUUGGUGCGGGUAUCAAGAACACAUACGAAGGCACUCAUCUCACCUGUUUUGCUGGCGGUAUGUUUGCAGUGGGAGCGAAGCUCUUUGGGUUGGAAAAAGACAUGGAUAUUGCGGCUAAACUGACUGACGGCUGCGUAUGGGCUUAUGAAUCCACGGCAACGGGUAUCAUGCCCGAGGCAUUUGAGAUGCUACCAUGUGAAGACCCUGUUUCCUGCACAUGGAAUGAAACGGCUUAUCUGGAAGUGAUGGAUCCCUAUGAAAAAAGUCGUAUUAGUCAAGCCGAAAACCUGUAUCAAAUCCAACUGAAGAAUGCGAAGGAAACAUACCAAAAACUGCACCAGGGGAAGCCCAGUAAUGGUGAUAUCGUACGGACACCUACGAUACAUGGAGCCGAGCCAAAGAGUGAGGGGAAAGAAAAGUCUUCGAAGAUUGGGAAAAUCACGAAACGCGAUAGCGCUGACGGCUACGAUGAGCAUUCACACCUUGCCGACGUCAAGAGCGCGGAAGAAAAGGUAGACGCUGCUAGCCAAUCCAAGCCAUUCGAUAAUUUGCCAGGCUUUGAGGCUCCUCCUAGGCCUGCAAUAGUCUCACACGAAGACUAUGUCGCUAACAGGGUCAAGGAGGAACGGCUUCCACAGGGAGUGACUAAGAUUCAAUCUCGAAAUUACAUUCUGCGUCCCGAGGCCAUUGAGUCCGUAUUCAUCAUGUUCCGACUCACAGGGGACGACUAUUGGAGGGAGAAAGGAUGGAAAAUGUUCGAAGCAAUCAUCCGCCAGAGCCGAACAGACAUCGCACACUCCGCCAUCUCGGAUGUGACAAGCUCGGCGCCCGCCUUAGCUGAUUCAAUGGAGUCCUUCUGGCUGGCGGAAACUUUGAAAUAUUUCUAUCUACUAUUCAGCGAUCCAAGUGUUGUUAGCUUGGAUGAAUAUGUUCUGUAA